AUAGGGCAGCUUUUAAUUCGGCGUAUUCAAGAUGGCAGCAUGUUCCGAGCAGGAGAUAGACGGGAUCCUAUCGACGGAUUUACGCUCAAAUUUUCCCGUUUCUCCUGCGCCGAUACCGAACAGUGAAGUGAUCUCCAAGCACUCACGGACCAGGGAACGUAGCCUAUCAAAGAAGGUCUCCAACAACGAGAGGCUAGGUGGCAGCAGCAGCAACAGCGGUGGAGUGGUGGCCAAGGCUCUGCCGCAGCAGUGGCGAGAGGAGGAGGGGGGUGUGGGGGAGCGGGACAUUAACCAGCUCUCGGACGACGCCUUUGAGAGUGUGCUGCGUGAGCUGGUGGAGUGCAAGCCGCAGGCGCGCUCGAGCUCGCUGGUGCGCAGCCUGCGCCGCGAAGUGCGUGACCAGGAGGAGCUGUUUGAUGGCUCCCUGCACGCGCUGCCCCUGCUCUCCUCGUCUGCCUCCGGAGGGCACCACCAGUCGCGCCACCACCACAGGCCCGGUGGCUCUCUCUCGCUUCAGGACUUGGCCAGCAGCUCUCCCAUGCCGUCGUCCAGCAUGGUGCGGCCGCGCGGGGGAGGGGUCCCCAACCCGGCGGGUCGCGGCAUGAGGCAGGUGAACACAUCUCGCCUCACCGACGCCCGCUCGGCGCGUCUCGACCACCACGUCGAAGUGGCUGCGGCAGUGGCAGCGGCCGGCGGCAGCGCGGGCAGCGGAAGCAGCAGCGGUAGCGAGGCAUCGCGCGCCGAGGAAGAGAAGCCCAGCGCUGCAGUGGCCGCCCUCGGCAGGGUCGACGAGCCCUCCUGCGCCAUCAAGUUCCCGCUCCUCGUCAGGCCUGGCAAGAACCCACAGCCCGACCAGGAGCUGGUGACCAUCAAGAACGGCAGCAGCAUGAGCGCAAGCGAGGACACCGUUGAGAUGCCGACGACGCUGGACCACGGGCCCCGCCGCGUCACCACCGCAGUCAUCGACCACAACCACACCACUUUCAUAGCUGCAAAGGAAUUUUGCAUGGACAAGGAAGGCAGGAUGUCCUUCUUUACUGGCACUUCGACAACCUCCUCCGCACGCUGCGAGAGCGACCGACGCCAAAGCAGCAGCGAGAAAAAUUCGUCGCUGUACCAUUUGCCAGCACGGCACCUUCUUGUCACCCGCGCUGGGUGCGUUCCAUUCGUGCUCGAGGGCCGCUCGGAAACAUGUGACACGGGAACAGUGACUGCCAUUGCACAGAGUCGCAUCCGCGACGGGGAGCUUCACAGCAACAAUGGCUCCUACUCUGCGAGGAAGAGCAAGAGGUCCCGCAACCACGUGGAUCCUACCGUGAUGGCUGAGCAGAUGACUGGCCACCGUGGCAGCGACUCCAUUGACACCCUGCUGGCGUACAUUUACUCGGACGACAAGAGUGGAGCACCUAACAGCUCCUCAAACAACGGGGGUGUGGCCACAGAGAACCGCAAGGGCAAAAACGUGCGCAAGGGCACAACCUCCUCUUCAUCCAACUCCAGCGGUGCCAAGAACUCCUUGUCGAGUCCGCCACCGGGCCAGGCUGACGAGAAGGAGGUGGUGCAGGAGGGCCUGUCGGAGGACGUCAUCAACAACAACUUCGACUCUUCACAUCGACGAGCUGUCUUUGAGGAUGCUCCGCUCUGCGGAGGAGGUGGUGGCGGCAGCCCAAACGAGAAGGAGCGCUCGUUCUCACCAAGCUUCUACUCCGACUAUGGCACGGAGACCGAGCUUCCCGGGAGCUACAGGGUGGACCUGUCGUCCUACUCGGACGUCGACCAGAUUCAGGAGUCUGAGUUCAGGCUAGUCACGAAGAAGCAGCGGCGGAGAGCUCAGCUCAAGAAAGCAGCGACGACCGUGUACGAGGGCUUCCACAGGCCACUCGGAGGGGGGGGUGGCGGCAGUGCGACGGGAUUCGGCAGCUCGCACGGAACCACCGCCACUACCGCAACCGGCAAUGGACCGGUCGAGGACUCAACGGUGCGGAGACCUGGUGUGCAUUCUCUUGAGAGCCUGUCGCAGCCGUACCAGCAGCAGCAGCAUCAACGCAACAGCGUUGGUGCAGCGAGCAUCCGCCAUGAGCCCCCCGCCACGGCGGUGGGGGGCGGCCGCCAGCACAACUACACGGGCUCGGCGCCGCCUUCCGAGCCGUCUUCUCCAGAGAACUCUGACCUGGACAGCGUCCACUCGCUGCCAGUGAGCAGUGGCAGUGGCGUGGCUGCCACCAUGGUCUUGCAGACGUCGUACGCAGACAUUGCGCGCAUGUCUUGCCGGCAGGGCCGUGGUGGGACUAGUGGCAACGGUGGUGGUGGUGGGUGUGGUGGUGCCGCUGCAGCGAAUUCGUCGGCGGGGGCAGAGAACUCGACAGCCGUAGUAGUGCCUUCGCAACAAACGGCAGUUCGGCCGACUAGUCAAGGAACAGAGGCUCCGGCUGUGACUUCAACAACGACCGCAACUACGCCCACGGCAGGUGGCCCGACCAUGACAGCUGUGAGCGGUGGUAGUGUACGCGAGAACGUUUCGUCGUACUCCACGGAGUGUUAUCAGAGUGGCGAGGGCGACAGGUCGAGCAGCCCUGCGGUUGUGCUCCUGGACGACAUUGGCGGCACACCACCCUCAAUGCUUAGCGAGAUAACUUUUGGUUUUGAUGUGAACGAGCAGCUAGUGCAAAUGAGUCUGAACAGCCAGUUCCAAUGUGUGCCUUCGGGGGGAACUCUUGGGGAAGGGGGAGAGCCUGCUGCCAUGGCUACUGCAACUCCCACUGUUGUGGCUCCUCCUCGGUUUGACGGGCGGCCGGAAGAGCUGGGCAGGUUUAACCACAGGGAUGUGGUGGACUUCCUGGACUGGGAGUGGGUGAGAGCCUGCCAGAGCUACGAAAAAGAAGGCUCCUCGGACUCCAAGACAAGGGUCCUGUACUACUGUGAUUCGUCGUCGUCCGGUGGCCAGCGGCAACAGAACAGCUAGCCUGCACACAUGCCCCUUUUCAAGGAAUGAAGCUUCGAGAAGAGGCAGCAACGGGCUGCAGUGCGGUUAGGCUCAUCAUUGUGUGUUCGUGAUGGCGCGCGGCAGAAAAAACUGGUUGUGUGGCGUGUGCAUGCUUCAGCUGCUCUGGCCAUCUCUCUCUCUCCUUUCUUCUCACGUGGCUUUCUUUUCUUGUCGCCAGCAUUCGAGUGCUUCACCUUGUCUGUCGUCACCUGGCUGUCUCGCCUCAGCAAAGUCUUCCGCCGCUGCAAGCAAGCCGCGCGAAAAAGUCUCUAAGCACAGGGCUUGGCCACCCACUCUUUGCAUCCGGCUGCCGCAUCUGCCUCACUACUUCCCAUCUAAUGCCUUUUUUCAUUCUUUUUCUUCCCUCAUUCGACAUGAGAGGCAAGACUGCUGGCGGAGAAAGCACAUAGCAGCUCGUCCAUUUUCACAGUCAGCCGCCGCUGCUCUGCUUUUCGCCCAACCGAGCCGACUUGUGAAAGAGUGAUGAGAGUUCCCUCGACUCGGCUCGUCUCGCGAGACCCGUUCUUUCGCAACGUUACAACCGGGAAACGUAACAUGCCUGCAGACACGUCGGCAUCUCUCUGACGUGGCCCCCAGAGACUGUGUUUGUGUGUUUGUUUGUGCACACCUUCCUUGUCCUGUGUGUUUCUGUGAUUGCCGUGCCGCUGUGACUGACGUUGGAGGCACGACGUGACGUGCAGAAGAGGGGUGGCUAUGCAUACAGACUUCUGACUCUGAUCGCUCCUUUCGUUGACGAAGCAAGACAGGAGAAACUACUGCCCCUCUCCCCAAGGAAGCAAGGGUUGCAAAUGGGUGAAGAAGUGCUCGAAGACUCGCCACGUCUGUUUGGGGCUCCUUCGUUAUUCUCAGUCUCGGCCUUCGUCGGUGGCUGUAGGGACAACAUAAAAAAGCGCUUGCUCAGCGUUGCGCGGACAAAUGCUCACGAGCGGUGCCGAGACAGGAAAACAAUGCAGAUUGUUGUUGUUGCUCUCUAAUUCCUCUUUCGAAUGACGUCCCACCAUCCUUUCCUGAUAUCCCCCUUAACCUUGAUUCCCUGAUAAGUGACUUGGCUCUCCCCCCUUUGAGAAGGUAAGGGGUUCAGUUGCACAUUUCUGGAACUGCAGCAUCACGGGUAGGCUCUCUUUAAGGAGUGCGAUAGACACAGUCUGGGGCAGUGUGUGCGUGGCGUUGGACUCUUUGCCCCUGUGCACAUUGUGGUGGCAGACUGCUUAUCGACGGACGGACUGAUCGCAGACAGCUGUCGACUGAACGUGUCUUGCAAGAAAAUCUUAAAAGGUUCGUGGGAGAUGGGGGGUGGGGAUGGGGAUUUGUUGAAUGAUAAAGGUGAUGAAGAGAAGUUCCUCUUUGGUUGCUACGUAGGGAACUUAGGCAAAAGACUUUUUUUUUUUAAUUGUCGUUUUUGAAAGGGAAGGCUCCGAAACUUGCUGCGUGUGAAGUGUGUGCCAGGUGGUGUGAGCCUCUGUGUGUGUGUGUGUGUUUGCAUGCAUUGUUCGGUAUGUGCGUUGUUGCCUUAUACUCAUGCGACACUUUGGUAGUGUUGUGAUGUUUACUUUAUUAUUUUUUUAAAUCCCUGAUGGACGUUCUGAAUUGGACUGCUACUGCCACAUAAGUGUCCGUGGGAUUAAGGGGGUUGGGGCACGAGAAUGUCUUAAUGAAGGAUGAAAGAAAUGGACGUGUGUAUGUUCUUGCACUUUGAGACUGGCCUGGGAGGAGAGUAUCUGUGAGCCUUGUCUUCUUUUUUUUUUUUCUUCCGAGGACCUCCAAGUAUUCUACAGUCAAAACGCAUUGCCAGAAGAGCUGCUCUGUGUUACGCAGGAGUUCAGUGCAGUUUGUUCACGCCUUCUCAAAUGCUGGGGUUGAGUUUUAUAUGCACAGGUCAAGCCUAGUUUUUUUUUUUUUCUUUUGUGCGCUUGACAACGUUGUGAUGACUUUGCCACAUUUUAAUUUUUUUUUUUUUCACUCUUCUAAGAGCCUGCCAGCACCAUCUUUUGCUGCCACAAUGGUGUUGCGCAUUAUUUAUUAUAUAAUUAUUGUUACAAUAGUUGAGAAGACUGCGAAGGGCACUGGUGAGAUGCAGAGUGCUUCUUGCUGCGAUGACUUGCAGGUUCUCCCAGUGUUGACCUGUGAUGGAACAAAAGAAAGUAUAUAUUAUAGGUCAGGGUAAACGAAUCCUUCCAUUCAACCCCACCCUCCUUAUCAACCCCCCCCCCCCCCCAACCACCACACUUUGCCAAAUUGAUCGGCCUGAUCAUCCCCCCGUUUUGAAGCUCGAUGAAAGUGGGGAGGUCUGGUGGAACUCCAAUCUGUAGGUGACAUAUCCUUGUAUACGUGGGUGAUAGCCACUGGCAAGCACCAUUUGUCGCUCAAGGAUGGCUCUGCACAUGCUCUCUGAGAGCAAGUGAUUGUUGAGGAAGCGAAAAAAACGAGUUUUUGUGUUCCUGAGUUUAUGAUUAGUUCAUUAAAUAUACAAGUCGAGCUUUGGCACAACCCCCCACCCGCCAUCCUCCAUUGCCAGGUUCCGAAGUUUCUCCCAGCACUUGUUUGUCGUGCAAGUCAUUCUCAGGCCGUGGAAGAUGUUUUGGACUGUCUCGGCUGUGCCGUGUCUGACGCGGAACAUGGGAGGAGAGCAGCAUAAUAGGUGUUUUUUGUUUGUUUUUGAUGUUGUUUGAGAGAGAAAGCGUUAAAUGAAUGUCUAAAAGUAUUCACUAGUCGACGACGAAGAGGUGAUUUCAGUAACGAGGCGGCAUCAGUCGAGACUCUGGAGACUAAAAUAGUAACGAGGACUAUUGUGUGUCCGCGAGUGUGUGCACAUGCGCGGAUUUUUUUUUUUUCUUCCCCUCGACUGGGCCCGAAUUUCUCGUCCCCGUUUUUCGAGUGUCUGUGAAUGCGAAGAAAGAAAUAUAUAUAUAAAUAUAUAAUGUGCGAAAAAAAUCUUCCCGGCUACCGCGUGAAGAAAACACCCCAAGUUUUGUCGUUCCUUUCAUCCCUUUCAUUAGAGACUGUGUAAAGAAAAUGUCAUCGUGGCAAGGUUGUUUCAAACAUUUUGUCCGAUGCUUUUCCUAGCCAAAAGAGCCUGUUCGCUGAACAUUCCACAUUGGAUUGGCCACUACUACGAUGCGCAGUCUUUGCGCACUCAACGGAGUGUUCGCGCCUAUUACCCUGUUGCGAACGAAAAAGCUGUGUUUACGACGGCGCUGUGUACUUCGCCUCGCUGCCAAGGGACAAUUUUAUCGCGACGCGGUUUGUCUGCAUUGGCUUGUGGCCUGUGGCCUGGCAUACAUUAAACUUCGCGCUCUUUUUUUUUUAUUUUUCGCGCAGCGACAGUCCCCUUCCCCUUGGCCUCCCCAAUUGCAUUUGUGGAGGGGAUGAACGGGCCCAAAAGAAAGUGCAAUGAAAUAAAAACAGUUGCUUGAAGAGUUUA
Molecule: messenger RNA, 6425 nt
Organism: Rhipicephalus sanguineus (brown dog tick)
Lineage: Eukaryota; Metazoa; Arthropoda; Arachnida; Ixodida; Ixodidae
Product: mucin-19
Exons: 8
Coding region: 32-2962 (976 amino acids)
Source: RefSeq, a predicted model, not a curated record